Molecule: messenger RNA, 870 nt
Organism: Penicillium verhagenii
Lineage: Eukaryota; Fungi; Ascomycota; Eurotiomycetes; Eurotiales; Aspergillaceae
Product: putative oligosaccharyltransferase subunit ribophorin II
Exons: 4
Coding region: 1-870 (289 amino acids)
Biological process (GO): protein N-linked glycosylation
Cellular component (GO): membrane; oligosaccharyltransferase complex
Source: RefSeq, a predicted model, not a curated record
AUGCAUCUGUGGCAGGCCACUGUUCCUUUUUGCCUAUUGGCAUCGGCUGCGUUGCCAGCAGUUGCUGCGACCUCUUGGGGCUUUACUGAUGCCACCGUGGCAGUCCAACCUAAGGGUGCCGGAAUCAACGGCGGAUACAAGGAAUCCCUCUCCGUCUCCAACCCCCUCCCAAAACCGGUCGCGCUCGCCGGUGCCGAUACAUUGCGCGUCACCUUGACUACUCAGGAAGGAAGCUCCGCAAAGCGACCGCACCAAGCUUUCCUUCUGUUGAAGGAUUCCCACACUGGAUUAGAUAUCUCCUAUCCAUUCACCGUCAAAGACAAUGGAAAAUCGCGGGUGGAAUUGACUCAAAAGGACCUCCCGAUCCAAUUCCUCUCUCUUCCCGAACCUGUCGACGCUCGUGUAGUCAUUGGUUCCUCCGGUAGCUCCGAGGCAUAUGAUUCCUCCAUCUUCGCUUUAUCCAUCGAGCGCAACCCCGACAUUCCCGUCCCCACUGUUGACGUCGAGCGAUACGGCAAGCUUCCCGAGAUCCACCACAUCUUCAAGGAUGCCGCCAGCAGCCCCCCUCUUGUUAUCACCUUGGCCUUUGUGGGCCUAGUCGGUGCUUCUCUUCCGGUUCUGGCUGUUUUGUGGCUUCUCCUUGGUGCAAACGUCAACCACCUGCCCACUGCCUUAAAGUCUGCCCCUCUCCCGCACGCCAUCUUUGUUGGAUCUUUGGUUGCUUUUGAGGGCCUCUUUUUCCUUUACUACACCUCCUGGAACCUGUUUGAGAUCCUGCCCCCAGCUGCCGUCAUUGGCGCGGUCGCAUUUGUGAGCGGUAGCCGCGCAUUGGGCGAGGUUCAAGGCCGCCGCCUCGCAGGUCUCCGCUAA